UAUUAAGUAGAAUGUCAGAGGAAGAAUCUGAUUAAGUCUUUGAAGAGGGACCAUCAAAGAAAUGUAAUUGUAAAAACUCAAAAUGCAUAAAACUCUAUUGUGAAUGUUAUCAAAACAAAGUAUUUUGUGAUAAUAAUUGUCAUUGUCAUAAUUGCUUUAAUAAUUCAUCAAAUGCUGUAACAUUCAAAUAAUAGGAUAGAAAUAAAGAUAAAAGGCCAUGUAAUACACAUUAGAAAAAAACCCAAGUGCCUUUUAACCCAAGAUUAGCACUUCUGAUUCAAAGCCAGAUCCAUUAAAUUUUGGAAAGCACAACAAGGGUUGUCAAUGUAAGAAGAGCGGUUGUAUGAAAAAAUAUUGCGAAUGCUUUCAAGCUAAGGUGCCGUGCUCAGAUUAAUGCAAAUGCAUCGAAUGCAGAAAUUAUGGGUUCUUAACUAAAGAACAUUUUAUAAGGGCAACUAGAGGCGAUGAGGAUGAUUUUUUAUGUAAGACACUUUAAGUUAAUUAGAUCAAUUGCUAUUGACUAAGGACUAAGAUCAUUUAUAAUCAGUGCUUUCAUAUAAAAAACCAUUAUUUGAGCAAAAAGAAAUUGAAGAUGUUAGUAAUUAAAUAAAAAAAAUUAUCUCAAAUAAUGAAUCAGAUCCUAUAGAUCCUAUACUUGAUGUUUUUAUUAAAUUACUAAAAAACGCCUCUGAUUGAUACAC
Messenger RNA from Paramecium octaurelia, 701 nucleotides. The record is from the annotation of a GenBank genome assembly. Lineage: Eukaryota; Ciliophora; Oligohymenophorea; Peniculida; Parameciidae.